This is a messenger RNA of Clunio marinus, 321 nucleotides long. NCBI's taxonomy places the organism in Eukaryota, Metazoa, Arthropoda, Insecta, Diptera, Chironomidae. The record is from the annotation of a GenBank genome assembly.
AUGGUUUCAUACUCUGUGACUGUUAAGGUCAGCGAAGUAAAAAAACUUCCUCAACAUCGCCUCGAACUUCACCCAACAUCAACUCGGCAUUUAAUAUUAACUAAACAUUUACAAUAUCAUGUCGCGCAACAAAAAAAAACAUUGACAGUCGACGAUUGUUAUCAUGCAGACAGUUUUUUGGUAGGACUUCGAGGUCUUGCACUUGAAAGCUUUUUUAAGUUCACAAAAAAUUUUCGCAAUCGUAACAUAAAAUCCCAACACGAUGGGAAUUUGGCAACACUCGGUCAUCUGAGAUUUUUUGGACAUAAAACAUUCUGCUGA